AUGUCAUCUACACCCCUCAGGACGGCACCACUGAACCCCGAGCUUGCGGAAAUACAUGCCCAAUUUCUCUCUACGGAAAUCAAUACUCCGGAAGAACUUGCCAUCCGUCGAAAGAGAGCGGCAUGGGCAGUAGAAGACGUUCUUCGAGGCAGAGAACAUAUCAUUCAACACGAGGAAAUCGAUUUCGAAGGACCAGCCGGCCCUUUAAAGGCCACUAUUUUUCGCCCCCAACCCAACUACGAGCCAAACCACAAAAUCCCUGCAUCCAGAAUUCCAGGAGUUUUGAAUAUCCAUGGCGGCGGACAUGUAUCAGGAAACCGCUUUAUGGGAGUCGGAGGACCGCUAAGCUGGAUUGAAGAAUUUGGAGCCACCGUCAUCUCCGCUGAGUAUCGUCUAGCACCUGAACAUCCGCAACCCGCACAGCUAGAUGAUACCUACGCAGUCCUGGAACAGAUAAGUGCCAGAGCCGAAGAAUUCGGCUUUAGCAAAGACUACUUGUUCGUGUUUGGUGGAUCGGCGGGUGGGAACUUAGCAGCAGGCGUGUCAUUGUUAGCUCGAGAUCGCAAAGGACAUAAGAUCCGGGGUCAGUGUUUGAUGUGUCCAUGGCUUGAUGAUAGUAACACUACUGUAUCGAUGAUGCAGUAUGGACAUCUGCCGCCGUGGUCUCGAUCUAAUUCGAUCGAUGCGUGCAAUUAUGCCUUUGGGGUUAAUCGGGAACAUGUGAAUAUGUAUACAGUUCCCUCUCAUGCGAAGGAUUUGUCCGACUUGCCCUCUACUUGGAUUGAUGUUGGCGAGGCGGAUGUGUUUCGUGAUGAGUCUGUGGAGUACGCAUCGAUGCUGUGGAAGGCGGGUGUUCAGACAGAGUUGCAUGUUUGGCCUGGGUGUUGGCAUGGAUGUAGUGCUUUUGCACCUGCUGCGCCGGUUUCUCAACGAGUUAGAGCACUUCGGAUGGAGUGGGUGGAGAGCAUACUAUUUGCUUAG
This is a messenger RNA of Penicillium malachiteum, 981 nucleotides long. Its product is annotated as alpha/beta hydrolase. The coding region runs from base 1 to 981 and encodes 326 amino acids. The transcript has a single exon. Gene Ontology annotation, molecular function: hydrolase activity. Lineage: Eukaryota; Fungi; Ascomycota; Eurotiomycetes; Eurotiales; Aspergillaceae. The record is from RefSeq and is a predicted model, not a curated record.